Messenger RNA from Mytilus californianus (California mussel), 1497 nucleotides. RefSeq names its product dihydropteridine reductase-like. Gene Ontology annotation, cellular component: cytoplasm. Lineage: Eukaryota; Metazoa; Mollusca; Bivalvia; Mytilida; Mytilidae. Bases 42 to 755 code for a protein of 237 amino acids. The record is from RefSeq and is a predicted model, not a curated record. Gene Ontology annotation, molecular function: NADH binding; 6,7-dihydropteridine reductase activity; NADPH binding. Gene Ontology annotation, biological process: tetrahydrobiopterin biosynthetic process; L-phenylalanine catabolic process. The transcript has 6 exons.
GGGAGUUAAUACGUUUUCCAAGAAAGUGAAAGUAGGAAAUCAUGGCACUUGCCGGCAGAAUAUUAGUGUAUGGUGGUAAAGGAGCCCUAGGAUCAGCUUGUGUCACCCAUUUCAAGGCAAAAAAUUAUUGGGUUGGAUCCAUUGAUUUAAUGCCAAAUGAACAGGCUGAUGCCAAUGUUAUUGUUAAGCCAUGUGACUCAUGGACUCAACAGGAAGAAGAAGUUGUUAAAGCUGUUGAUGGAAUUGUUGGAAGUGAGAAGUUGGAUGCUGUUCUGUGUGUAGCCGGAGGCUGGGCAGGUGGAAAUGCUGCAGCAAAAGAAUUUAUAAAGAAUGCUGACAUGAUGUGGAAACAGAGUGUUUGGACGUCUGCUAUAUCUGCUGCUGUUGCUUCCAAAUAUUUAAAAGAUGGAGGACUACUUACUCUUCCAGGUGCAGCACCUGCUGUUAGUGGCACUCCAGGUAUGAUGGGAUAUGGUAUGGCAAAGGCUGCAAUACAUCAGUUGAUAAAGAGUUUGGCAGGAAAAAAUAGUGGACUUCCUAAAGAUUCAAGUGCUCUUGCCAUUCUACCUGUAACUCUAGAUACUCCCAUGAAUAGAAAGUUUAUGUCAGAGGCAGAUUUUGGUACAUGGACCAAACUGGAAUUUGUUGCUGAAUUGUUUGACAAGUGGUUGGCACCCGGUACUAGACCAGGCAAUGGUAGUCUGAUCAAGUUGGUAACCAAGGACAACAAAACAGAACUGGUGUCUGUGGAAUAAGGACUGAAUAAAAUAUAGAUUGCCAAAUAACAGUAACUUGUCAUUAUAUAAAGUGUUGUGUCAACUAGUCAUAUGUUUAGUAUUCUGGUUAGGGUUUUUCUGUUCAAUUUAUUUUAUGUAUUCCAUUUUUUUUUGGAUAUUUAAGGAUGUUUUCUGCCAAAAUUAAAAAAAAGCAUGUAAAUGCAUGUAUAAAAUUCUUUUUUGAUCAACAAAUUUUUAACUAAGAGUUGUCUGCUGCUGUCUUUCUAUUUUUAUCCAAGCUGUAAGCUAUGCUCAUGACCUGUCAAAUUAUUUUUCACAAUUAUGACAAAUAGUGGUUGCCACACUAGUGGUUGAAGAGUAUACUCCUAACCUUAAAGUAGUCUCUUUUUUUCACAAUAAGGACAUAUUCUUUUCUUUCUUUAAAAUAAAUAAUAAAUGAAAUUUAAACAUACAAUUUUGCUUUUUUGGAUGCUGCUUCACCAGGAAAUUGCUGAGACAAAAGGGAGACAACUAAAGAUAUCAUACAUUGGGAGGGUCUAUUAAACCAAAUGAGACCUUUAAGAAUAACCAAAACCAUCUGAGUUCUCUGUAUUCUAUAUUUCGUUAUGAACUGUAGUAUUUGACAGAAUUACAUUUUAUGCUAUGAUUGCUUUUCACACAAUAUCAAACCAAUAUUUUGUAACAUUAGAAUGAUGAAUUUUGGAAAACAAAUGAACAACAGUUAAAAUGAAUAUUCAUGAUGUUGACAUGACUGAAAUUU